UCAUCAUGAACAUCGAUCCUCUAGGCCCCUCCGUCUAAAGGUGGUUUCAACAAUGGGAGCAAAUCUCACCUGUUGCUUGCAUUCUAAUUCAGAGCGAGAGGUGAAAUCAGCCAGCUCCAACGGCAGCGCCCAUGAAAGCAGCAACAGCACUAGAGGGUCAUCAAUCAUCAAACUGUUGAAACGACCGGAGUACUGGAAGACAAAGAAGGUGAUGAAGAAGAGACAGUCUCCUCACCAACCAGAUCAUCAUAAGAGCAUGAUCACAAAGGUCGGAAAGUUGACUUUAGAAGACUUGCUGAUCAUGGCUUCUCCGGGCAGGGCAGAUCGUUUCAGCGGAGGUCCUGAAUUGUAUGUAUUCAGUAGUCCUGCUAAUUAUAAAAGGGUACACCCAUCUUCAAGUACUGGAUCAGUCGAUACAGCUUUAUCCUCUAAAGCAAAAGACAGCUUCUGCUUGAAGAGAUCAAGGGUGCUGCACAUGAGUGCUGGUAAAGCAGCUGAAGGAGAAUCAGAAUCUUCUUUGAUUAUAAGCACAAACCAAAGUGGGAAGUUGAAAAAGAAGGUCAGAUUUAGAUUGCCUGAGGAGGGUGACAUUAUCGUAUUUCAGUCUCCAGACAGUGAUCAUGAUGAUCGAGAAUAUUGUUCGUGAUCAUGAUGUCCUCCGUUAAUUCGACUUUGAAACAAGUUGUUUUGUUUCAUGCAUGGAUGUUGUUAUAAAUUAAUGUGUUUUCUAGCUGGAAAAUGAUAUAUCUAUGUUUAUUUA
Molecule: messenger RNA, 760 nt
Organism: Juglans regia (Persian walnut)
Lineage: Eukaryota; Viridiplantae; Streptophyta; Magnoliopsida; Fagales; Juglandaceae
Exons: 2
Coding region: 53-646 (197 amino acids)
Source: RefSeq, a predicted model, not a curated record